AUGGAGGACAGCAGCUCGAAUACAGUUCAAUAUCGCUCGGCCUGCGCUGAGUGUCAUCGCAGGAAGCAAAAGAAACGCAAGGUCGCAGAUAAAUGCCGCUUCAUUCAGGCGACUACUGCGAGCUCGCCGUCUGACGGACUCACGCCAAAUAGUGACAAGAAGCGCUCCCGCAGUCGUGAGGAUGACGUUGAACCCGACGAAUCCGAGCCUGAUGAGGAUGACGACGACGUUGGGCUGGGAGCAAUGGGCUAUGCCGCUGGCCCUCUCUUUGAGUCACUCACUAUCGAUGCAAAGAAGGACAAGAAGCCUUUGGGCGAAUUGACUUGGAUCCAUCCAAGUAACUGUUCCCAACUCAAGCAUGCCCUCGAUGUCUUGCCUGGCCGCCCUCAAAUGGACGCUCUUGUUCAGAGCUUUUUCAACAACAUGAACUAUCACUACUACAUUAUCUAUCCGCCUACUUUCCUCCAGGAAUAUCAACAAUGGUGGGAGCGAAGGAACCGUAAUCAGUCACUCUCACUUCAAUGGACUAUCCUGCUCGUCAUGGUCUGCGCGUGUGCUACGCAGCAUCUAGAUGUUGAGAUAAAGCCUAUUGUUGAGGUCGAGCUCUCAGAGCCUGCAGAGAAGCUCACAGUAGAAUACCACAAGGCCGCUACGGAACUCGGAAGAGUGAUUCCGGUCGGUCACUGCCAUCUGCUGAAUAUCCAAUGGAUGCUUCACUCAAUCUACUGGUACAAGUCGGAAGCAAAGUUCGUGGAGGCUUGGCAUGUUAUUGGUGCUGCUGUUCGAGAGGCACAUGAAUUAGGUCUUCAUCGAACUGCCAUUGCCGAGGGGUUAUCAGAAUUUCAACGUGAGAUGCGCCGGAGAGUAUGGUGUAUCUUGGAUUGUUGGGAUUGGCAAUUUGCUUCUGGCUUAGGUCGUCCAACGAUCAUUGACCACAGUGAUAUCAACGUGGAGCCACCGAGUCUCACACUCGAGGACUUUUCUCCUUCACCACUUCUGCAUAUGAAACUUCAGUCAGAGCUGGUCACGCAACUCGCGCAGCGAUGGGGUGCUCCCAAGAACAUCACUUCAGCAAGCGAUAUCCAAGAGUAUAAGUCCAUGCUAGAGGACUGGAUCCGACGCUUCCCUGCAGUGUACGAUGUUGACAACCCUGACACGUCGAAGGAUUACAAGUUUCCGUGGAUUGUCUACCACCGGUUCUAUAUCCAUACGAUGGCAUAUCUUAUGAUUCUCAACCCUAUGCGAGCGUUCAUGGCCCAAGUUUAUACGAAAAACUCACCUGCGGAUCUACUAGCAGUCCGAGAAGAUGCUGUCCUCUAUUCCCUCAAGAAUUUGGACACAACUACUCGGUGGGCUGACCAUGCUUCUCAUCGAGACGCAAGAUUUCACUUUAUUAUCUUCUCGCUCUUCGAUACCGCCGCUGUUCUUUCCACCGCUGUUAUCAAAGACCAGGACGACACAAUCCCCAGAAAAGAUGAGAUCGUCGAUUCAGUGGAUACCGCGAUCAGAUUGUUAAAGCGUCUUAAGGCUCUAUCGAAGACGGCAAAGACAUCUCAUGAUAUUCUCGUUAAGAUGGUUCAGAAGAUGCCUAGACGAUCGCCACCGCCACGUGAGACUUUGAAUCGUAAGAAACAACGAGUCGCUCCAGUUUCUCCAGCGAAUACCAGUCAUGAUGUUGUUAUCAAGCCUGAGGAUGGAUAUCAACCGGAGCAUGUGUCACAGGAAAGCUCACCAAGCUAUUACGCUAGUUCUGAAGGCGCCCCUUCUGGAUCAACGCCGCAGAGCACUCACUCUUCUUAUGAUAACCAUGAGAACACUGGUUAUGUCAUGAACAACCAAGUCCCCGCCGAAGGGUAUGCGAAACCCCAAGUUGCUUACAAUAUGGGUGUCGCGCCCGGCCACAUGCCACCUCAGCAAGUCCCAUCACCAAGCGCCGGUAUCGAUGGCAUUGUCCAAGGAGGUCUUUAUGGCAUGCCACACGCUGAUCAUACUGGUGGUGGCAUGGUUCCUCCAACAUACGUCAAUUAUCAUCCCCAGGAUCUCAAUAUCGAUUAUGGUCUAGGCAACAUCACCGACGUCGACCUCGGGGACUUCUCGCAGCUCUGGGACUGGAGGAGUCUCAACUUGGAUUUUAUUCAGAGCUCAACAUAG
This is a messenger RNA of Fusarium subglutinans, 2151 nucleotides long. Its product is annotated as transcriptional regulatory. Gene Ontology annotation, cellular component: nucleus. The transcript has 6 exons. Gene Ontology annotation, molecular function: zinc ion binding; DNA binding. The record is from RefSeq and is a predicted model, not a curated record. Gene Ontology annotation, biological process: DNA-templated transcription. NCBI's taxonomy places the organism in Eukaryota, Fungi, Ascomycota, Sordariomycetes, Hypocreales, Nectriaceae. The coding region runs from base 1 to 2151 and encodes 716 amino acids.